Molecule: messenger RNA, 2839 nt
Organism: Coturnix japonica (Japanese quail)
Lineage: Eukaryota; Metazoa; Chordata; Aves; Galliformes; Phasianidae
Source: RefSeq, a predicted model, not a curated record
CCUUUGGGGGGGGGAUGACUUGAUUUCCUUAUGGUCUCAGUGUUCCUGCUGGAUUUGGUUGACAUCUCCUGUUUUCUCCCCCCCUCCUCAUUGCAGAGCUGAGGGAUGACGAAGACUUACACCAAACCCAAGGAGAUGGCAGAGCUGGUGGGCACCCAGAGCUGGAUGGAUGAAGCUCUGAGCUCCAAGGAUGAGCUGAAGGCAGAGAACGGCAGGCAAGGAACUUUUGGGUUGGUGCCGGGCUUGAACGAAGAGCACGACAGCAUCGAGGAGGAAGAGGAGGAAGAGGAUGAUGGGGAGAAGCCGAAGAGAAGAGGACCAAAGAAGAAGAAGAUGACCAAGGCCAGGUUGGAGAGGUUCAGGGCUCGGAGGGUGAAAGCCAACGCUCGUGAGCGCACAAGGAUGCAUGGACUGAACGAUGCCCUGGAUAACCUGAGGAGGGUGAUGCCCUGUUAUUCCAAAACCCAGAAGCUGUCCAAGAUUGAGACGUUGAGGUUGGCAAGGAAUUACAUCUGGGCUCUGUCCGAGGUGCUCGAAACGGGGCAGACUCCAGAAGGGAAGAGCUUCGUGGAGAUGCUCUGCAAAGGUUUAUCCCAACCCACCAGUAACUUGGUGGCCGGCUGCCUGCAGCUGGGACCGCAGACCUUAUUCCUGGAUAAGCAUGAGGAGAAGACCCCGGGGUGUGAGUCGGCCAUUUCCAGCCACUCCUUCACCUACCAGUCCCCAGGGCUGCCCAGCCCCCCCUAUGGCUCAAUGGAAACCCACCUGCUGCACCUAAAGCCCCCCGCCUUCAAGAGCCUGGUGGAUGCUUCUUUUGGGAACCCCCCCGACUGCACCACUCCCCCAUACGAGGGUCCCCUCACGCCGCCCCUGAGCAUCAGUGGGAACUUCUCCUUGAAGCAGGAUGGCUCUCCAGACCUGGAUAAACCCUACGCCUUUAUGGCUCACUACCCUUCAGUCAGCCUGGCUGGUGCACAUGGACAUCCCACCCACUUCCAAAACGCAGUGCCCCGCUAUGAGAUCCCCAUAGACAUGAGCUAUGAGUCCUACCCUCACCACGUGGCUGGGCCUCAACUCAAUGCCAUCUUCAACGAGUAGCAAAGCAGGGUCGGAUCCAGACUCUUGGUGCAGUGAUGGGCCACGUUGAGGAGCUCUUUUAUGAAUGGAGCUCAAUGGGAGCGAGGAAAUCACUGCUGUGGGGCAGUGUGGUGGACUCCUGAGCCCCAUGGGAUAUCCCCGUGGUCCUCCUGUCCCCUCCCACUCGUGUCACCGUGCUGCUUUUCAGAGCCAUCCCCAGGAGCCAUGUAAACCCUUCCUGAGAGCCACUGCACUGCGGAGUCCCACACCUCCAUUGAGCAUCACACCUUUCCAUGGGGGGAUGUGGGCUUCGAAGCAGAACCAGCUCUAAGGAGUGACUGUGUAUGUGGGUCUUCUCCAUGAGCUGAACCCAUUUGGGGUGGAGGAGCCUGAGGGUUGUAUCCCCCCAUCCCCAUCCCCAUCCACCAGGGAUGCUCAUGGAGGAGCCUUUGCCCCACAGCGUUUCCCACCUUUGCUCCAUGGGAUCCUGCCCCACGUCUCUGGUUUGCCACACCAUCCUGACUCACCUUGGGGCAGAGGGAUGCUGUGAGUGAUGUGUCCUGCUCCAGGUGGGCUCCAACCCGUGUCCCUUCCCUUCACCCCAAUGAUGCCGUGCUUCCCCAAUGGGCUCCCAGGACCACCUGCCAGAACCCAAAGGGAUUUUUCCCCCAUGAUGCUUCCCAUCCAACAGAGAACCCCAUUACUGUGAACCAGCCAGGCUCACACCUUCCUCAGCUCCAUCCCAACCUCGGGGACCAACAGAGGUAGACCCAAACUCUUGGGGCAGAGAGAUCAGCCACAGUGUGGGUCCCUUUCUAUAAGAGAUGUAACCAGAGUGAUGGCGUUCCUUCUAUGGGGCCAGGUGGGAAACUGCUGAGCAUCACUGUAGGACUCCAUCCUCCUCCUGAGCAUCGCUGUAGGACUCCAUCCUCCUCCUGAGCAUCACUGUAGGACUCCAUCCUCCUCCAGAGCAUCAUUGUAGGACUCCAUCCUCCUUCAGAGCAUCAUUGUAGGACUCCAUCCUCCUCCACUGUAGGACUCCAUCCCCCUCCUGAGCCCUACUCCUCACUCCUGAUCCCUUGGUUGGGAUUGUGGGUGCACGGAUGUGAUGCCUUCAUGGAUGUCCAUACCCAGGCUGAGCCCUGACCCUUGCUGUACCCGAAGACAUCCAGCCCAAAGAAGUUCAUCUUCUUCUUCCCCUGUUUUAUUUAUUAUUUACUCGGGGUGCUGAUGCUGCCUAACUUAUUUCCUUACCCCCGUUCCUCCUUUCCCAUCCCCAUGCAUUGCUGGGGGGUUCUCAUCACGUUUUCCACCACUCCGGGAUUAUUUAUUAGCCGUUAUUUAUUUAAUUUAUUUCCCCCUCCAUACCCCGAUGAUCCAUUUUCCAUUGAGUAACCCCAGCCCUCAACCCCAGGGUAACCCAUCAUCGUGGUGAGCUCCGUAUUUAACACUGAUACUUCUCAUCCUUCGGAUGGUGCCCGUCAGCUCCCAGCUCAUCCCUGCGUAUUUCUAUGAGCAAUAACUUGGAAGGCUAUGCAAUAAUUUGUGGUUUUUUUCACCCAAAUCCAAGCAACUGCACCAGCAAAUCCCAUUGGCCUGGUGAGCCCAGCUGGGCAAAACCUUGCCAUCAUACAGAGCUGUUCUGUAUCGAGGUGGGAAUUUGGAUGUCCCUUCCCACCAACCAACCCCCCCCUACCCUUCCUCAGCCCCCCCAGAUCCCUUUUGUACGGAGAGCAAAUGUUUAUCCUUUUGUAAAGAAAGC